This is a messenger RNA of Bolinopsis microptera, 1696 nucleotides long. RefSeq lists its product as uncharacterized. The coding region runs from base 830 to 1696 and encodes 288 amino acids. NCBI's taxonomy places the organism in Eukaryota, Metazoa, Ctenophora, Tentaculata, Lobata, Bolinopsidae. The transcript has 6 exons. The record is from RefSeq and is a predicted model, not a curated record.
GAAGCUAUUGAGUUUUUAAUUUUAUAUCGUCAUUUUCAUCUUGUUUUGAGUUCUUUUGUUUCAUAAUCAAUUUGUUAUUUAGCUAUAUAUGUCAAUGGAACUGCGAUAACAACAAUAUUACAUAACAAGAUGAUAGGAUUGGCAAUACUCCUGCUCUGCCCAAAUAUUUCUGAAGGUGGGUAAGGAGGACAAUCAUAUUUCAUAAAAUAAUUAACGUACUUUAUCAAUCCUAAUUUUAUAACAUUGUGGGCCUUAUAAUGAGCAGGGAAGGUGAUAUUGCUAAAAACGUGAAUAUUUGAUAUUUCUACAAGUGUCAGCAGACAACAAAUUUGAAUGAAUCUGCUUUUAAAAUACAUGUGUAAAUCGUCUUCAACUUAACAAUAAUCAAAAAAAUCAAUUUUUUACUCUUCCAGCACAGAAUCUUACUUGGAUUCCUUUCUCUGUCUCACAUCAAGCCGUCAUCUCCACCGACUUUUCCAACCUUGCCGUGGAGCGGUUCUACGUGAGACUUCCUUGUGAUAGAUCCGUUUGGUUCAAGCUUUUCCUCCGACGUGAGCAUGGUCCCAACUCCCAUGUUGAACUUCUCAGUAAGGUGGGUUAAGCAGCAUACUCUUAUUUUUCCGUCACUGAGUUGGUUCUAUUUAUCAGAUAGUUUUGGAUUUUAUUUUUAACUUUAUUCAUAUUGAUUGGAUCAGUCUGCAAGACUGUUAAGAUUGAAAUUUUGUUAGAAAAGUAACAAAAGUGUAUUUUAUAUCAACUUCAGGUAAAAGGAAACAUUUUUUGUAACGGUGCUGGUGCUAGGUACGACGGAGAGAAGACUGAUUUCAAUAUGGGGAGUAUCAUGAAGUGUGAAUCCGACAACAAAAACAUAAUUAUUUUAGUUGAAAAGACAGCUGACAGAGUAACCAUCAAGAACGCAGGAAGGGUUUUGUAUACUCAAGCUUUCACCUACAACGACGGAAACUGCCGUGUAGCUACCACUAUUGUCAAAACACAAGUUUGGGAAUACAGCGGAUGGCUAGGCCUUGCUGUCGAAAAUUCCGCUGAGAAACAAGAUACUACUGAGAGAAUCGACUCCGAUAAAGCUGCUGAAGCCAUUGAAGAGGUUUCAAAUUGGUUACCAGUGAAACGUGAGGUGAAAAUAGAGUGGGAUCUUGAGUCGACACCUUUAGAAAUUAGAACUAAUAGUGUGCUGGGGAGUGACAAUAUGGUGUAUGUGGACUUCUACUCUGCUGGGGGAGAGUUUGCAGGAGCAGUCGCGCUCUUCUUCACCUCUACUCCACAAUACAACCUCAGCUGGUGCACAUCCUCCACUAACUUCCCUGUUAAUCUCCCCUCUACUGCUGACAAGGUGUGGCGUAUAACCAGAACUGCAGGUGUCAGAGUAGUGAUACACUGUAACGAGGUAGAGGUGCUCAACAUAAUGAUCUCUCUAGCAACGUGUGACGGUAGCUGGUGGAGCACGAUCUGGAACACGGACGUGGCAAAGAUAAAGUUCUCUUCCUCCGACACAGCAUCUGAUUACUACAGAACACAACCAGUGAGCUGCACGGGACUGAAGGCUGAGUGGAGGACUACGAUCUGGACAACGACACAGUUCCCAGUAGUCCCAGGAACCGUGGUGGAAGUGAAUUGUGUUGAAUCCAGAGCUCUCAAUAAAGGGAGCAGCGAGAGCCGUGUGGAGAAGGACCUCUGA